Amoebophrya sp. A120 is the source of this 3867-nucleotide messenger RNA. The record is from the annotation of a GenBank genome assembly. Lineage: Eukaryota; Dinophyceae; Syndiniales; Amoebophryaceae.
GACGUCCUCUGAUGCGCGAUUUUUCCUUUUCGUCAUCAGUGUUUUUUUUUGCUUAUCAUGCAACCAAAUGGACCACCAACAUAACAACCAGGCUUCGAUUGGAAAAAGUAGCCUUGCCAUAAUUUGAGUAGAAUGAAACAAUAGAAGAACGACCUGCAUAUUAAAGUAGAAUUUUCAUUGCCAUUGAUCCAUCUGUUGAUGUGAAUAGAUUCUGCAUCAAAAAGUAACAGUGCAUAUUAUCCCAAAAUGCCGAUGAUGCAAGAGAAUGCCUACUACUUGGACGAGAGUGAUCUCCCGCCCAUUGGGCAGCCGAGAACAUCCCUCCCAAAGGCUGCCUCUGCACCCCCGACGGCUCCCAAUACUUCAUCCGGAACCACACGUGAACCGCAGCAACCGAAAACGCCGUUUUCCCGGGGAGAGUCCGUCGAGGUUUUUUUUCGGUUUGCGAAGGACAAACAAGCCGGGGGGUAUUUCCCCGUCGACAGUAUGACGCAGGGCAUGCUCCACCCGUGUAUUGUCCGCACCGACGGUUGGAUUCCAGCCAUUGUCCAGCAGGAUUGGGACCCGAGCAAACCAGUCGCGGCGGCGUCAACACAGAACAACGGCGAUGCGUCGAGCAAAGACGGUGGAGCAGAUAAAGGCAAAUCGGGGCAGAAUCUAGUGAAAAUCAAGUAUUCCCACCCUUUCUGGUACAACCGACAGGGGCAGAUUUACAACGAAGGCGGGAAAAGAAACGACAGUGUGCCGGCGAAGUAUGUGAGGAGAGUCGCGGAUGUGCCGGAGUCGAAAAGGAGACCGAAAGUGAGUCUCUUUUGCGUCAGGUGGGGCGGGAAAAGAAAAGUGGAAGCCGUGACGGAAGGCAUUGGCGGCUGGGGACAGGUAUUCUUGAUAGAGAUUGAUUUGUACUUGGCAAGUGAUAUACUUUAGGUGCUUGUGUGAUGUCUCCUGUAAUAUGACAGAUCCGAUUUAUCAAAUGUGAUGCAGUGUACAUCACAUGACAAAAUCAAAAUCCUAUCAGGUCGGCAGCAAUCCGUCUGACAAUUUCAUCAACACGCUCCUCGGCGAUUUUCCGAUGCAGCAGUGGGGUCCGAACUACGAAAUUUGGUCUGCUUUUAUCCAGUCUACGCACGAGUUGCGGGAUAUCCAUCCGGCGCUGAUAAAACAGCAAAUGCGCGGACAGUACCUCGCCGGGCUUUACUUCCUGUGGCCAAUCGGUAUUGCAUUUGAUUCCUAUGGUAGGCUGGGUAUGUCUUCUGGAUCCGGAGCUGCAUGACAAGCAUAUGAUAUGCAGUUUUGUCAAUUUGAUCAUGUUUACGCAACACGCCAAACCACCUAAAGUUACAAUCCACCCUAUCAGGUUUCCAAGACGGCCACGAGUUCUGUGGUUACGUGAACAACUCCGAUCUGUUCAACUGCAUGAGCGGCAUGGAGUGCGCGGGGAUUGUAUCGAGAUUUCCGCAUCACAGCAACUUCUACCGAUUACUGGCUUCGAAGUCCUGGACAGCUCCGUGGGGCUUGGUGCCGGGAUUAAACACGCCUCUGACGACGAAAUUAAGCCGGUCACUCAUCGUCGAGAAGGUAAAAUUUGUUUGAGUUGUGGCUUUGCAAGACAAAUUUUGCGUCUAGCCGCGUUGUACAUCAAGGUAGGACGCCUCUAAUUACAUCUUCAUCUGCCUCUAGCCCUAUACAAAGUCAAAGAAGAAGAACUUCUCGCUUUGAAAACACCAUCUUCACUCGUCGUUGGACAAAUAACAGGGCUACCUCAACGCUGCGCAAACUGCGAUCCAGACGUUGCAGGACAUGAACCGCGCAAGAACGCUCCUGUUCCCGGACGAGUACCACUUUCAGAAGAAGGAAAAAAUCGCGAAGGGAGUUGCGAAGUUGGGCUACAGCUGGGAAUCGAUGGAUGUGAACCACUGGGACUCCGUGAAGACUUUAGCGUCAGGUACUACAACUUUGCUUCGUGCGCUGGCGCAUCUCUAGCCCAAAUUUGCAUUACAUAUACGUACUUCAUCGAUUUCGAUGCAAGGAGGAGGAGCACCAGCACUAUAGUGGCUAUGCGUCUGCAUGCAAAAAUCCGCAUCACAAACACCAACAGGUCUCGAGGAGCUCGUCCAGCAGCCCGGAAACCUUUCCGAAUUCGUCCACGUCCAGGAGUGGGUGGAUAUUGAUGUGGAAAUGCGACAUUUUGUGGUUUUACCCACCGGCCACAAAAGCAUCAACAUCGAGAAAAUUGUCUACACCUGUUACGAAUCAAAAUCGGAGAAUCACUUCUCCAGUUUCAACCGGUUUGACCGGGAAACGUGCUUGGUCAAGAAAUUCAACGGGGACGAAGCCGCGUUGGCAGAAGCGGAAAGAUUAGCAAAGGUACAGUUUGUUUUGCUGUUGAAUUCUGAUCUCUUUUUUCAUGUUCCAUUCUGCGCGCCAAGUUGUGCAAGUCCUUUUUGCGAAAGAAAAGUGCAAAGUGACAGAAUUUGCUUCAAUCUGUUAAACAGGCGCAUGACAAACUAACCACAGGAACUCAUCACCCGUCUGUACUACGCUCUCCGCGCAGAGUGUGCCGAAUUCCCUCCUUGUCUCCGCUUCGACGUCCUUGCCCACAAGUACGCCCCGGGAAAAGCCCGCGUCAUGAUCGGGGAAAUAACCGAACUCGGCGCCUGCUUCCUCGGGUGGCCAGAGGGUCCUAAAGUGGUUUUCAACGCGUUACUGCAGUCGUGCACCGGUGCAAAUGACCGAGGAAACUGGAGAAGAGAAGCGUCCCCAGCAGCUGCGAAUAAGGGACAGGGGAAGAACAACGAGAAAGGACAGGGGAAUAACGCCAGACAAAGAACCAGUGUCCCGAAAUUGCAGAAUAAGGUCUUAGACGCCCCGGCGAGAACGAGGACAGAUUCUACUUCCCAGAACAUGAACACGAGACAGAGCUCUCCUGGUGCUGCGAAACUGGAUAGUGACAGAAGCGGAGUAGCAACUACGAGCUCAACCGCAUCGACAAAUCCAGGCGGACCAGUAGCAACCCAGAGGACAAAUAAGGCAAAUAAAGCCGGCGACCCAACCAUUGGUAGCCCGAUGUCGGUCGAUGAGGAAGAAGAUGAGGAAAUGGAUCCAAAAGCAAAAGAGGAGUAUGUUGCGAACUUCCCUGCGCUCGGCGCCACAACCACGACUGCGCAGAACAACAAGAGACAGGCGAGCAACCGAAGUCCAGCGAUUCCGGGGCAGGCGGGGAAUAAUACGACUACAAAUGUGAAGAAAGUUUACAACAGCUCCGUGGCGAAAUUGACCUCUACUGCUGGGAGUUGAAGAAUGUCAUGAGUAAAGCAACGAGCUAAAUAAUUUUCUCUGUGCAGCGACCUAUUGUGUUAAUAGCGACAAAAUUUUAGAAGUUCUUCUACGGGUUCUUGUUCUUUUUGAAUAAAUGACAAUUAUGACAAAGAAGCUCUCACUUCUCUUUUGGCGAAUUUAUCACAAACUUGCAACUGCCCUAAAGACUAAGCUCAAGAUUUUCCACCUCCCCGUUUGCUCUUUUACGACUUCUCCGGAGAAGUGACGACUGCGUACGCAGCCCAGAGCAUGUAGAGGUAUGGUCAGGGUUGCGAGGAGAUGAACGAAAAAUAAUGAAUCGAUGACAGAACGAAGAACAAGACGAUGAGAAGCUUCCUUGUUGUCGCGGCUUCAUGAAGUUAACUCCUCACUUGAUCUUCCAUUGCAAUCAGCUAAGUAACUAAAAUGUCGUUUCCAAUUAGCGAAGACGAACGAUAUGCCAAAAGUAGAAAGUUGUCUUCUUUGAAGGUAUAGGCCGCCAGCGCUAGCAAAUCAAUGAAAACGACGGACUAAUCAUGACUUCAUGCAGCAUCGCAGCUGCCACCUUCC